Messenger RNA from Electrophorus electricus (electric eel), 2496 nucleotides. It is a transcript of the gene shha, whose product is annotated as sonic hedgehog signaling molecule a. The record is from RefSeq and is a predicted model, not a curated record. Lineage: Eukaryota; Metazoa; Chordata; Actinopteri; Gymnotiformes; Gymnotidae. Gene Ontology annotation, molecular function: calcium ion binding; patched binding. Gene Ontology annotation, biological process: intein-mediated protein splicing; oligodendrocyte differentiation; multicellular organism development.
CCUCGCAUUAGCGGCUGUGGUUUCAACUACGUAGAUAUUCCCAGACCAACGUUACCUUUCCCUCAUUUACGCUGCAGUCACCCACCUCCGAUGUGUUCCUUUAUCAGUUCGCAAAGGCGCACAUUUCCGCACCUGCCACGGUAAGGAAUCGCACUGGGUGCACGCGUAAGCUGAACAGAAGAAAGAGGAGGCAAGGACGUUGCUGGAGCCGGCCAAACGAGAACGCAGGAAGGGAAACCCCGACUGACAGUCCCAGCGCUACACCCAAAGCCAGUCGUUCAAGAUUUGCUUAGCGAAAUGCGGCUGCUAACGAGAUUAGUGCUGGUUACUGUUCUGAGUCUGUCCUUGGUGUUGUCCGGACUGGCUUGCGGACCAGGCAGAGGCUACGGUAGAAGAAAACAUCCGAAGAAGCUGACACCGCUCGCGUACAAGCAGUUCAUACCAAAUGUCGCGGAAAAGACUCUUGGGGCCAGCGGCAGAUACGAAGGCAAGAUCACAAGGAACUCGGAGAGAUUUAAGGAACUGACUCCAAAUUACAAUCCCGACAUUAUAUUUAAGGAUGAGGAGAAGACCGGUGCAGACAGGCUGAUGACACAGCGGUGCAAAGAUAAGCUCAACUCACUAGCCAUCUCCGUAAUGAAUCAAUGGCCGGGUGUUAAAUUGCGUGUAACGGAAGGCUGGGACGAAGACGGUCAUCAUUUCGAGGAAUCUCUCCACUACGAGGGCCGAGCCGUUGACAUCACCACCUCCGACCGGGACAAGAGUAAAUACGGGACUCUGUCUCGGUUAGCGGUAGAGGCAGGGUUUGACUGGGUAUAUUAUGAGUCCAAGGCCCACAUCCAUUGCUCCGUCAAAGCAGAAAAUUCAGUUGCUGCCAAAUCUGGAGGCUGUUUUCCAGGCAGCGCGCAGGUGACGUUGACAGACGGAAGACGGAAAGCGCUUAGAGACCUACAUCCUGGAGACAAGGUCCUGGCAACGGACCACGCGGGGAACCUUGUGUACAGCGAAUUCAUGAUGUUCACAGACCGAGACUCCACCACGCGAAGGGUGUUUUAUGUCAUAGAAACUAAAGAACCCGUUGAAAAGAUUACCCUUACCGCAGCGCACCUCCUCUUUGUACUCGACAACUCAACGAAUGAUAUCCACACUAUGACCACCGCGUUUGCCAGCAAUGUCAAACCUGGACAAAAGGUGAUGGUUGUUGAUGAUAAGGGUCAACUGAUCUCUGUCAUCGUAGAACGGAUAUACACGGAAGAGCAUGAAGGCUCGUUCGCACCAGUGACCUCUCAUGGAACCAUUGUGGUCGACCGGGUGCUGGCUUCCUGUUACGCCGUAAUCGAGGACCACGUGCUGGCCCACUGGGCAUUCGCGCCUGUCAGGUUCGCCUAUGUACUGUCAUCAGUUUUAUUUCCACAAAGCUAUCAGUCAAAUUUAAAUUCAACCCUACAACCUGAGGGAAUCCACUGGUACCCGAGGCUUCUUUAUCAAAUGGGAACUUGGCUCUUGGACAGCCGUGCGCUUCAUCCGUUGGGCAUGUUAGUAAAAUCGAGCUGAAAAUAUCGUAUGGAAAUAAAGCAGGACAUACAAAACUGAUGUAGGAUAUAAGACAAUAUUAGUAUAAAAGAGACAAAGGCCCCGGGAGGAGGUGGGAUAUUUAUUUCACUGAGUUUUACAUUUGUCAUUUUAAAGAGUAAAAAUGGAGCCUUAAAAGUUUUCUUUGAAUAAUUUAUUCUCAUCUGAACUUAGGCUGGUGUCACACAAAUGGACCUGAAUUCAGUGUGACCGGCCAGAUGUGCAGAAUCUAUUUUUGUAUAUUUCAAGAAAACAGGACAGGAAAAAGAUAAUGUAAAAUGAUAGAAAAAAGAAAACUCUUUGACAGGUUAUAAUGUUCUGUGCAUAUGUGCAUCUGACUGUUAUAUUUUGGGGGUUACGCAAACUUUGUGGGGUCCAUAAAUUAUAUUUUUAUACACAGAAUUGUAAAUUAGAUUUUGACCGAUCGUUACCGAAUCACUUUUCAUUAUUUGAAAUAGUGUAAAUUACGAGAAUAUAUUUUAAUUUAAAUAGUUGCAAAGUCUUGGCAAUCCUGUACUGUUAUGCUCAUUAAGAUUUCUCUAGUAUUUUGUAAACUGACGGAGUGGAACCGACGUCUUGCUUCGCGACCACUGUUCUUGCUCCUCACAUGUCACAUGUUUCUUUUCUAUUUUUCUUUGUGAAAACCGAAAUGCACAUUUUGACAAGUCAUUAGCCUUAUUAGUCAUUACAAUAUAGUUCAGAGCAAACAGUUUUGUUUAAUAAAUUAAUAAGUAGCUCAUGUAAAUUUACUAAAAUGUAUUUUUUUCUUUUCAUAUUUUGUAAUAGGUAAAUACGGUAGUUUUAUAGAAAUAAAAUGUAGCAAAUACAUAGGCUAGUAGCCAAUGAGCGCGUGGCCGCAGGCUGCCCGUUAUCUUUAAUAACAGGCAAUGUGUCAGGAAAUGUAUAGAGAUUAUUAUUUAUAUG